Molecule: messenger RNA, 13297 nt
Organism: Gasterosteus aculeatus aculeatus (three-spined stickleback)
Lineage: Eukaryota; Metazoa; Chordata; Actinopteri; Perciformes; Gasterosteidae
Gene: pkd1b
Product: polycystic kidney disease 1b
Biological process (GO): calcium ion transport
Cellular component (GO): plasma membrane
Molecular function (GO): monoatomic cation channel activity; protein binding
Source: RefSeq, a predicted model, not a curated record
GGACGUUAGAGCAUGGCAGAGCGAUUGAGAGGACAACUUGGGAUUUGUACAAGAGCACUAUGGAAGGUCCCCGGAGAGUCUUGUCUAGCUGACGGAAGGAGGAAGAACAGAUUAAUCUGCAUGAUUUUUAAUGAGUGACUUCUGCGAUGCUUCAGUGGUGAUUGUGGGCAAGGCUUUCCUUUCUUUCUUCUGAAGGAUGUGAUUUGCUCUAUGCGAUGACAGGUACACUUGUGCCACAAAGGCCGGCGCUGUGGAUUCUUUGUGUGGUUUGGAUCGCGGCCUCGGCAGGGGACCUUCCUUGUCCAAAAGGUAGCCGGAUCCACCUGGCCAGCCUGCGAUGCUAUUGGCUCUCUGAGAGGACAUCUCUGUGGCCCGAGGCUCACGAUUUAUGCAGAAAGACUCCGGGAGGAGAUCUGGCUUCUGCUGGUAGUCUCCAGCUGCUUAACUUCCUCCAUUACUCCUUUCCAGUGGAAACCACAGUGUGGAUAUGGCUGAAGAGAGAAGGGUCUGAGAAUCAGGGGGGGUGUCCUCAGAUGGCCCUGGGGACGCGGGGACAGUGGAGGGAGACUCAGUGCGUUGGACACCAACGCUUCCUCUGUGAAAAACAACUAACUGAGUCUCUACCUUCCGCGGACAGUUACCUGGCUGGAUUGGCUCUAAUGAGCGGCAUCUAUGCCCAGACCCACAUACCGCUGUCCCCCAGCGUCCCAGACACCGGGCAGCUCUCAGUUGAGAUGCAGCUAUUCCCAGGGAUUUGGUUCAGCCACGCAGGUCAGUUGAUAUCCGUGGAGCUGGUGGUCCAGCCCAGCCCGGCUUCCUCUCUGGCCCGGGUCCAGAUCCUCCGACCCUACUGCAACCCCAACCAACACCUAGUGCCUCCGGGUUGCAGCACUCUCCUCAACCCGUUCAGCUGCUGCUCGGCCCUACCACUGUGUAACACCACAGGGGGCUGCAGCGUGGGCCAGUACUGGUGCCACCUGCUGGAGGGCUGUGCGCCCCACACCAGUCCGUGCAGCUCCUACGACUCUGCAGCGGGGGCCCGCGGCUUCGCUUUACCACCCAGAUACCUUGCGAUACCCCCCUUUUACCACCUGGUUGCAGACCUGCCUCUUAGAAUGAACCCGAGUUCUGAACUCAACAGUCUAAGUCUGCUCCUUCCAGAUGGAGCGAUCACGGUCUACCCCGAUGAUGUCGUUGCAAUACAGCACACUCGCGACCCUGGUACAUUCCUACAUUGCCUGAACAGUGAAGCCUCUUUAAACUCCUCCUGGCGCCAGAGUUACAUGUCCCUGAGGAGGCCAGAGUGGGGAGGCUGGUGGGAGGGGGGCCUGACGUCUCUCCCCCAAGGGGGCCAGUGGGUGGACGGGGUGGUGUGUGAUCUGAGAAUGCUGUACGUGGACAAUCUUCACAGAGCUGAUGACAGCUUCGGGUUUGCUCACAAAGAGACGACGGCGGCCCCGGAGAUCCGGGCCCUGACGACCGCUCCUACCCCAACAUCUCAAUUCGGCCUUCACGUCAUCCAUCCCGUGCCGGAUGACAAGAACCAGAUUCAUUUCCAGAUCAACGUCCCAACACUGAUUGUUAUCAAGGUCCUGCAUGGAGGGAAGGCCAGCAGCUCAUGGUCAGCUCCAGUUCUCCAGACUGGGGUCCCCUUCCUUUCAUCUUGCCCAGAAGAGGUGGCUCAGUCUUGGGAUGGCUGUAAGACAGAGUCUCCGGAUGCCUGGUUCUCCUCUGCGACCCUAGUGUUGCCCUCAGUCGGGCUUCGAACGCUCAACAUCAGUGUGAAAGAUGCGGUGCGCUCGCAGACUGUAAGUGUGGGGAUUUGUGGCUACGAGGCAGUGACGGGGCUCAGUGUCGAGCCACAUGGAUGCUGGAGGAUGCUCUGCGACAUUCCACAGACUUUUACAGUCAAAGUGGAGAGUGGUUCCUCAGUGGAGUUCAAAUGGGUGAUCGACAACUUGGAGACGUUUUCCCAUGAAGGACAAUCUUACAGUGUGGUGUUCAAGAAGCCUGCUGGUUAUAAGCUCAGGGUGACAGCUUCCAACCCUGUGAGCUCCCAGAGCCAACAGGUCCUCCUGACAGCUGAUGACCUCACCCCGCUGGCUGAGCCAGAGUUCCUGUUAGACAGCGCGGUCGUAGCUGUGGAUGCUGCGCACAGCUACAGCGUGAGGGUCAAAUUGCACGUCUCCCUGCCAGUCAGCAUCAGAUGGGAUUUUGGGGAUGGCGGCAGAGAGGUGAUCCACAACCACUCUGCUCCGUGUCAGAGCGCGGAGGGGCUUUCGAGAGGAGAUAUGCAAGUAUAUGUAAAGGACUCGGUGAACUAUACCUAUCCCAUCCCAGACGACUACACACUUCGAGUCCAAGCCUUGAACCAAUACGACAUCACUUAUGCGUCACUGAAGAUAAGCGUCCGCCCGCAAUUAAACCACCUUCUCAUUUCCUCUUCCGUUCCCGUGGCCCUCGUCGAACAAACUCUCUUUCUGGAAGCUUCCGCAGAGCCUUCCACUUUCGCUGUUGUCUACACGUGGGACUUCGCAGACGGCUCUGAAGUUGUACAAGGCAUCCACCGCAGGGUCAGCCACGCAUUCGCAUCGGCAGGAGUUUACAACGUCACGGUGUGCGCCAACAACGCUCUUACUGCCAUGACCACCUGGCUCCAGGUGGAAGUGAUGGAGGAAAUCUCUGGAUUAACACUGAGCUGCAACGGACCCAUUGAGCUGAGCUCUGCAACAGAUUUUAGAGCGACAGUAGCCACUGGUACGAGUCUCAUGUGGAAUUUUGACUUCGGUGAUGGGUCCCUAGAAGAAAACCGUACAGACGGUUCCAUCUGCCACGUUUACGAAUUGCCCGGGAACUAUACAGCAGAUGUAACUGUCUCCAAUUCUGUGAGCCAAGCCCAUCAGUCUAUUGGUGUGGAAGUCUAUAGAUUGACAGUCAGUGGAGUUCUGCCUGCAGAAUGUGUCAUGAGCGGAAGAGACGUACCACUUAGCGCUCGGGUGAAUGGGAACAUAUCCGACCUGACUUUCCAUUGGAUGUUUGGAGAUGGAUCCCCACCGACCGUAGUGACGGGACAGUCGACGGCCACGCACACAUUUCAAAGCCAAGGGAUUUCUUAUGUCAGCCUGACUGUGUUUAGUUCUGUUACAUCUGUGUCUUUUAAUACAAGUAUCUGUGUUGAAGCGCCAAUAACCAACAUGACAGUGCUGUCAUCACAGGAAGUAGUAGCAUCAGGAGGAGAGGCAUGCUUCAGGGUGUUAGUCUCACCUGUACAGAUGAACGGUUACCAAUUUCAAUGGUUUAGCAGCACAUCGAGUGCUGCACAUCGAGUCCCCAUUGCCAAAGCAGAAGGCGCUCAAAAGUGUUUUAUCUUUGAUGACGAAGGUGUUAAAGAAGUAUCGGUACUGGCAAGUAACAAAGUCAGUAACAAAACCGCCAGGGCCUUUGUCACCGUUCUAAAUCCUGUGAGCAAGCUGUCAGUGGCGCAUGACAGUGAAAGUGGCACGGUGACAGCAAAUACGUUGGUGUCAUUUUGGGUUUUCUCUUGCACUGGCAGUAAUGUGUCAGUACUGUGGGACUUUGGAGAUGGAUCCCCGGCAGAACGAAGGCUUAAUGUGUCACAUGCCUUUACUUUGGCAGGUCAGUUUACGGUCACAGCCACAGCUUUUAAUGCCGUAAGUCGUGAUUUUGUGACCCUUAAAGUCAGCGUUUUACUUCCUAUUUCAGACAUUUCCCUUUACACCAACCAGCCGUAUGCUGUUGUGGGAGAAGAAAUUAUUAUCUCAGCAGUUAGCAGUGCUAUCAGUAGCACAAACUACUACUGGACUGUUGACGGCAUAACCUCGAUGAAACAGGGGACUUAUCAAUUUAGAUUUGUUUUCCGGAAACCAGGGGUUUCUCAAGUGAGGGUUAUAGCACAGAACCUGGUGAGUAGAAAGGAAGCAGCUGUUUUGGUUGAGGUCUUUGAAAGAAUAGAAGGUAUUCAGAUCAAAUGUCCGAGUCUGACAAACAUGAAAUACAUACCAACCCAAGAGGAACUGCUCUUCACUGCUUCCAUCGCCAAGGGCUCCAAUGUCACUUAUCACUGGUCUGCUACACCGAGCAGAGUGACCCAACAGAUCUCUGGUGAUGGAGAGCUUUUCCAUUUGUUUGCUGAAACUCCUGGUGGGAUUUCAGUUCAGCUAAGGGCUUGUAACAAGUUGGGGGAGGCCACAAGCGUUGUUUCUUUAGUGGCGGUACAGCCUGUAACAGGUGCACACAUUACAGCAGAGUCGAACAUCGUGGCAUUAGGGAAAUUAGUAAAUAUAUCUGUAGCCGUGGUUACCGGUUCAGACCUACAGUACCAUUGGUACGUGGAAUCUGAUCUUCCGCCCUUGCACACCCAAGCGCCCUUUCUACUCCACACUUUUUCAAGUGUUGGUCGUUGUCUUUUUAAAGUUUCGGUUCACAAUGUCCUCGGUUGCGUCAAUGUCACUAAAGAGUUUAAUGUGCAAGAGGAGGUCCAAGAGGUGGACUUUGAAAUAGAGGGAAAGACUCAUCCCUUUUAUGUUGCCACAAGUGUCGCCGUUCAACUCUGUGGGCUUAUCCGGAAGGGUAGUCAUCUGCACUGGAACUGGAAAAUUAGAGCUGCUAUGCUUUUUAAUGCUUCUAAUCAGUCCGUUAGCUACACAUUUCCAUGUGAAGGCAUCUAUCAGCUGUCUUUGAAUGUCUCCAAUGGUAUAAAUUGGCAGACGGUUUCACACAGUGUCGCAGUGGAGGAUGCGAUCGAAGGACUAAUGCUGAGAGUUUCUGAGUCUUCUUUCUGCACCGAGGAAGAAGUCACUUUUAUUCCAACGAUCUCCAAAGGAAGCAAUGCAAGCUUUGCUAUAACAUUUACAAACAACGACUGGAUCCAUAGUCAGGGUGUUCUCGAAGGGAGGUUCACCACAUCGAGCCUUCCAGCAGGGGCGCAUGUCGUUACAGUCAAAGGUUGGAACCACAUCAGUAGUGCGGAGGUAUCAUCCAGCAUUCUGGUGACCGAGCAUAUUCAAGGUUUGCGGCUUGUGAACUCUAGUUCAGAUCCUCUAGAGGCUCUGAAAGGAUUCCAGUUCAAGGCAGAAGUUCAAAGUGGUUUUCCGGUCAACUACACCUGGAUAUUUCACUUGACGGGGUGUAACCCCACCUGGCUCACAGGACAGGAAGUGAUCUUUACUCCACCACAGAGUGGUUUACUGUCUUUCAGUGUGCUGGCAACUAAUGGGAUCUGCUCUAGGUCAUUAAAUAAUACUGCCACAGUCCAGUGGCCUGUUAAGGAAGUCAAACUUGUCUGCCAUUCAGAAAGAAUAUUUGUUGGACAUGCUGUUAGGUUUUCUGCAAAAGCGAAUGGUAGCAGUCGCAGAUACCUCUGGUCCUUUGGAGACUCCGCUGAAGCAUUGGUGACUGACUUGAGCACGGUCAGUCAUACUUAUUAUAGUCCGGAGAAAUACAGUGUUACGGUCAAGGUUGUCAACAGUGUCAGCAAUGUGUUUGCACAAAUACACAUAGAGGUGGAGGAGCCCAAGUGUCCAAGUCCUAAAGCUGCCAUUGUUCAGAGCCGGUCUACUAUCUUCAGCUCCAGACAGAACUUCUUUGAAGCAAGCGUGGACAUUAACUGCUCCGCCUACAAAUCCACAUACCUAUGGGAGAUAGUCAAAGGGUCAGAUUGCACUAGUUUAGACUCCUCUGGGGACGAAGUUGCUCUUAGAAGUCAGGUAGAUGCAACUUCCCCUUUUCUCUUCCUCCCGAAGCAUACUCUUGGUGUGGGACGGUAUUGCCUGGUAUUCACAGUUGCACUUCAGGGAACUCCUCUAGUUGACAGACAAAAAACCAGCAUCACAGUGGUCCACUCAAUGCUCGUAGUUGUAAUUAAGGGUGGAUCCCACAGACUGUGGCCCAGCCUCAGUGACCUCAUCCUGGAAGGAUCCGAGUCCCAAGACCCUGAUGUAGAGCCUGGGGUGGAGGACACAUUGCAGUAUCACUGGACCUUCAUGACAGCGAACUCCACGGGUUGUGAUUUGGUGCAGCAGCCCAUUGGGAGUAACAGCAGCAGAAUGACUGUACUGAGCACUCAGCUGCAACCAGGCACAAACUAUGUUUUCACCCUCACUGUACACAAGGCAGGGAGGAAGCCUGUCUCUGUCAACCAGACGGUUACUGUGUGUGAAGCUCCUGUGCUUCCUGUGAUUGUGGAGUGUGUGUCCUGCUCUGUCCUGUCCCCCCAUCACUACAUUAAUUACAACAGCCCCAAUAUUCUUUCUGGUCAAUGUGGACAGUGUGAUGACCAGACUCAGUACAAAUGGAGCGCAGAGGACCAGACUGGUGUAACCCUUGACCUUAAUGAGGCGUCCACCUCCACAGGGAGACAUUCACCAAACUUGGUGGUGCGUGCAGGUGUCCUGCAGGCAGGCCAGAGUUAUACCUUCACUCUCAAUGUAUCCCAGCCUGGCACAGAGCUGUGGGGCAGUGGCAGCCUGACGAUACGACCCAACAAUCCACCACACGGAGGCCUGUGUGAUCUCAGUCCAGAGUCAGAUAUACGUCUGCUGGAGACGGCGGUCACCUACAGCUGCUCAGGGUGGCGAGGGAGAGGAAGCAGGGCCUCUCAGCUGAUCUAUACCUUCCAAGCAGCACCGUGCCAGUCCACUAGCACGGCGUGCCCGCUGCUCACUUUGUACAGGGGCACUCGUUCAACAUUUGGCAGUCUGGUUCCAAUGGGAAGUCCGGGGCGAAAAAGAAAUGUGUCAGUGAUCACCGUUACUCUGCUGAUAGAGGACCACCUGGGGGCAAAGGUCAUUGCUCUGAACAGAAAGUUGACUGUUGAAACUCCUCAAAGGGACGAAAAUGCCAGUCGGUGGCUGAGGAACAAGAGCCGGACACAGCUGUGGGCUUUAGUCCAACGUGGCAACCCUCAAGAGAUCAUCCCCUAUUCCAUUGCCCUCACCAGCCAGCUCAAUCAGAUGGAGUCUGGGCGGACUGUCUCGGAGCUCAUGGACAGAAGGGAAAUCCGAGAAAACGUGACCCAAGCCCUGGCCUCCCUGCCGGUGAACUCCUGGCUGAAUGUCGAUCAAAUCAGCUCUGCGUUGUCACAGUCUACUGCAGUUCCCAGUGAACUGAUAAGUGAAAAGAGCCAUCAGAAGGUUAUGGAAUCUGUGGGGAAGAUGAUCCAUGUCAUGGAGGAGCAGAUGAGUCCUGGUGUUUUCUCAGCUCUGGAAACUGGGAGGAACAUUCUCAACGUCAUAGGUAGCACCCUGGCGGCUGUGUCCCAGUCUGUCAGCGCUUCCAGGUCUCACCCAGCCGGCACCCUGCAGUCGGGUCCCACGAUCACCCUGUCGGCCCUGGGUCACGCCGGGGGCCUGAUGCGCUCUGUGAUGCAUUUGCAUGUUCAUGGCGAGACCCCCCUCUCGCUUUCCACCGCUUAUAUCAACACGGUGGGUUUCCGUGGCGACCCCUCCGGCCUCCUCUGCUCGCACCGCUCCGACCAAAACCACAUUCUCGCCUCUCAGUCAUCAGCAAAUGGCGGAUCGAAGACUCGCCCAUGUGACUUCCAUAUUCCCGCCUCACUCACCGCUCACCUGAAGAGUCAGAAGACCGAAGUGGUGCAAGUUGUGUUUGGUGUGGGUGCAGACUUGGGAUCCAACUCAUUACUGACUGCGGCCGAGCCCCCCAUUUCCACCGCUCUGGUUGGCAUGGAGCUCACCACCCCUCAGGGCCAACCCAUACACAUCCAGGAUCUGGAACCCAAACAGGCCAUUCGGGUCACUCUGCCCAACAAAUACCCUUUGGGACAGGGCGAUGGGGGUGGGGAUGGGAGGGUGGGUGAAGCUGGGAAUGGGACGUGUCUUACUGUGAUCCUACCAAACAAAGGGAUGUUGAACCUUACAGUCAAAGCUGUGGAUGGACUCGAUGAAAACGCAGGGUUAUAUAUCUCCUUCAACUUCAGUCUGGACCCAGGAGCUACCCCAGUGAGUUUGGGACAUGUAAAGAUAGAAGUGAGCUCUACAGUACCGGGGACCAAUGCAUCCCUGGUGAGAGUGUGGCCUCUCACUCUCGCUGCUCCAACCAUCUCCGCGGAGGAAACCAUAUUCCUGUCCCCACUUUUGGACGGGACAGAUGAAACCCUCUCUGUCAACCUGACCUCGUCUCUGGGUGGCGGCGGUCCGGCGCGUGUGUCGGUGUGUGUGUUCAGCUCGCUGUGCCAGUACUACAAUGUGGAGGAGAGGUGUUGGAGCAGCCGGGGUCUACAACCCCUGGAGGGCAGCACGCUCCACUCGGCACACUGUCUCACCCGGCACCUCACCAUGUUUGGGGCCAGCCUAUUCGUUCAUCCUGGGGCAGUUGUUCUUCUGCCUCCGCCAGGCGGUCCCAUGCGUAACAUAGUGGUGGGGAUUGUGUGUGCUGUCCUGGUGCUGAUUCAUGUGCUGGUGGGGCUCAUCGCCCAUAAACUGGACCACUUGGACAGCUUGAGACUCAGCCAGGUCCCUCUGUGUGGCCGACCGGGGAUGUACCAGUACAGAGUACUGGUCAAGACCGGCUGGAGGCGAGGAGCAGGCACCACAGCACACGUUGGCAUCAGCCUGUACGGUGUGAACAAGAGCGGCUCUCGCCAUCUGCAGAGGCAUGGAGCUUUUCAGCGUGGCAGCCUGGACCAGUUUCACCUGGAGACAGACAACAACCUGGGAGAAGUUUGGAAAAUUCGUAUCUGGCAUGAUAACACAGGCCUAGAGCCGUCGUGGUACGUUAAGCACGUCGUGGUUUGGGACCUUCAGACAGACCACAUGUUCUUCUUCCUGCUGGAGGACUGGCUCUCUGUAGAGAAUCAGAAGAACGGCUCGAUGGAGAAAGAAGUUCUGGCCUCAUGUCCCGAGGAGCUUUCUCAGUUUCGACGGGUCUUCACCUCCCAGCUGAAGUUCGGGAUGGUUGAGCACCACCUGUGGCUGUCGCUAUGGGAACGCCCCGCCCACAGCCGCUUCAGCCGGGGUCACAGGGUGACAUGCAGCGCUCUCAUGCUGCACCUCUACCUGGCACUGGGGGCUCUGUGGUACGGGGCUGUUGGCACAGAGAGGCACAGUGGACCGGUGUCGGCCCGCCUGCUGGUUGAUGUGGAGGCGAUUGCCGUGGGGAUGACUGUCGCUGUACUAGUGUUUCCUCUCCAGUGUUUCCUCUGUUUCAUGUUUAGAAAAGCUCACCGUCCGGUAACCGUGGACACAUCAGCUCCCCCUUCUCCUGUCUGUCACUCUGUAGAGAUGGACGUGUACCUCGGCCAAUCGGCGCUCUCCGCAUCUUCCUUCCUGUCUCUGUCGGACUCCUCCGGUCGAGUGCGAGACAGUCCUUCAUCUUUACUGGAGAGCAAGGCGCUUGACUCCAGUAUUCUAGACUUUUGGGCUGCAUCCGGCUUAGCGCCUCAGAAGGAUGGAGCACUUCGAGAGGUGGGAAUGGAAACAUGGCCGUCCUGCGACAGCCUCCUCAACCUACCAGCAGACCCACGCCUCACCAAGACAACCCCCAACCUCUGCAAAGCUUCCCCUGUUCUAGGCCCUGCACGCCAGCUGAGGAGGAAAAAGGCCCUGAUGCAGCUCCAGCUGGCCUCGCCCUCCUCCCCUGGCGCGCCUGCUGCUCUUUCUCGCACACAUUCCCUUUCAAAAGACAUUAACAGUUCUCACAAAUCCCCUGCUUCCCAGGACAAAAAGGUCCACGCCAUGAAAAACAACUCAGUGCAAGCUCACAGGAUCAAUCUGACUACGUUUCUGACUUUGUCUGAGGAGGAUCUACUGAUGUCUAUAGCAGCGGAGGACACAGCAGAUACAACAAACAGCAACUCAGACAGCGGCUGGGAUUCCCCUAGAGCCACCUCCUCGCUCUCAACCACCCGGAGUACCUCAUGCAGCAGCUGGUCAGAGCAGAGUGAGGAGACAUACGGUGCAGAGGUCUACAAGCCGGGUUCACAGUCCUUUCCCGGCCUGCACGGUGCAGGACUCUACAAGUGUCCCUCAGUGCGAUCCGUAGACUCCGUGGCCAGCACCUUCCUUCCCAGCCCGUCUCCUGAAUCCACGCGCUCCUCCUUCACCACACGCAUAGGAGUUGCUCGGGCUCAGCCUGGUUGGCUGCUCCCUCCUUGGGCCCUGCGUGUGAUUUACCCCUUGGCGGCCCUGCUGCUGGGAGCGUGCCUGGCUGUCGUCGGACUCUACGGGAGCUUCUGGUCCAGAACGGUGGUCCUCAUGUGGCUUGUGUCUGCUCUCUCUGCCUUUCUGGCCUCAGCUCUGCUACUAGAACCUCUCAAGGUGUGUGUGCAGGCGUUGAUUCACACAGCACUGCGGAGGCCUGUGGACCCGGAGGUGGAAGAGCAGCUGGCUCAGGAGAGCACUGUGGUGAGGGCGUUUGGUGAGCCUGGGGGGAAGGUCCGACCACCAUGUGGCUACGGGCUGCUGCAGGCCAAAGUCGAGGCCCGCAAAGUCCGAGCUCUGGGAUCACUGAUGAGGCACUGUGUGUGCCAGCUGUUCUUCCUGUUGCUGGUGCUGUUGGUGAACUACCAGGACGCCAUGGAGCAGAGGCAGGGCAGGCUGUUGCACUCCGCUGUCAGGCGCCGUCUUUACACGGCGCCCUUGGGGGUCCCUAACCUCACCUCCCUCAGAGGCUGGUCAGACGCAGAGCAGUGGAUCAACCACACCUUGGUGGAGCACUUGCACCAAAACCCUAUACUGCGCCUCGUUGGAUCGCCCCGGCUGCAGUUCGCACAUCUCCUCAUUCCCAUGCAAAGUGUCUUUCUGGGAAACAGCAGUGCAACAACACGCCAGCUCAUAGCUGACUUACAUAUGGCCGACUGGGGAAAGAAACAGUUUAAAACCCUUUCAAUGGACUUCACACACUACCACAGAGAGUCUGGCUUGUUUGUGAGCGUGUCCAUGGAACUAGAGUGGGCUCAGUUACAAGACGUCACCCCCUUUCUCUCCAUCCUUCCGCUCCACAUCCCUUCAUCCCGCUCUGGACUGGACCUGCAGGUGGCCCUCACGGUUCUCCUUCUCAUGUCUGCUCUCCUCAUCUUGUUUGGAGAGCUGUGGUCCAUGGCCCCUGAGUGUGCCCAGGAUCUGCCUCAGUGCAGACACUGGUCCCAGCUUCUCCUGGCUUUGUUGUCCCUGGCAACGGCUAUCAUGCACCUCUGCUCCUCGUCCCAGGCCAAGUACUGUGUUUCCAAGCUCCGAUCCCAACCAGACAGCUUCAUCGACUUCCACCGUGCCGCCGUCCUGGCGCAGCACUGUUCUCAGUGCGCCGCCGUCCUGCUCACUCUCCUCGUUCUAAAGCUGCUGGGAACGUUGAGGUUUGCGCGGAGGUCGGUGGUGUUGGGCAGAGUGCUGCAGAGAGCCUGGAGGGAGCUGUGGGCUCUGACCGCCCUGCUGCUGUUGUUGCUGCUGCUCUGCACCCACCUUGGGAAUGUGCUCUUCUCCCGUUCAGAGGAGAGCUCCCUGUCGCUACGUCAGACCGGGCUGUCAGUGCUGUCCAUCCCGGCGGGGCGGAUGGCUCUCCAAAGACUCUGCAGGCUCCACCGAGUCUUGGGCCCCAUCUAUGGGCUGCUACUGAAGGGGGGGUGUGUUGGGUUUUUAGCCAGACUCUGGGGAGCUGUUUUCAUCCGUGCAUACAGGGAAGAGCAGGCUGAACUGUACUGUCCAACCAGUGAACCUCAGGACUAUGAAAUGGUGGAAUUCUUCAUUAAGAGAUUCAAACUGUGGAUGGGACUCACCAAAACCAAAGAGUUCAGGCACAGGGUGAAGUUCGAAGGCAUGGACGUCCCUCCUUCCAGGUCUUCACGGGAGUCCCCUCUCUCCACCCUGUCUUCCACCCUGCCCUCUUCCAGUUCCCCUUCCCUGUCCUCCUCAUUCUCGUCCCCCCGUCCCUUGUCCUCGUCUCUCUCCGUGAGGUCUGACGACUCGUCAGUGUCUGAGGCCGGGUUCGACGUCCGACCCCACCUGGACCGCCUGCUGCCCUGCGUCAGUGCACUGCUCUCUCGUUUUGACCAGGUCAAUCAGAUAACGGAGGACGUUCACAACCUGGAAAUUAAACUGGAAGAGGCUCAAACCAGCAGGAGGAAGAAGUGGAUCAGUAACAAGGACAAAGUAGUAGAAAUGUUGGGAGAUCCAGAGAGGCCAGAGGAACUGAAAGGAGAACAAAGCGAAACGGGAGAAUUUAGACACAGGAAGAAAAGCGUUUUUCACCUCACGCAGCGAAUCUCCGUUCCAUCCUCGUUCUGUUUCGCCCCCUCCACGGCGCACUCCUCUGCUGCACCGGUCUGCAGGAAUACCCGCACACAUAGCAUCUACUCUGAGUCCGGAUUGGUGUCAUUCAAGCUUCACGCCGCCAGCAACGACCGUGCUUCUGAAGCAGCCAAGCUUGUAUCUGGAAUCUCUGGUCCAUAUCCGGAAGAUUCCUCUGCAGACGGCGGGUUCCCCCGCAGGAGAGCUUGGCAUUCUGGGAGCUCACAUUCAGCUGACGUGGCCCAGCGGAUACUCCGUCCACACGGUGAAGUUGUUCCAUGUGACAACAGAGGAGACGAUUUAGCAUUUAAUAACAGCAGACCCAGAAGCGAAGAAGGGUUGAGGCAGCAUCUCAAUGAUGGAGUCCCCGUAAAGAGGAAGGCUUGGACUGAGCAAGACUGACUUUGGGUUUGGCUCGGAAGAAGACUGAUGGGAGAAGAUAUCUGUAGUAGUUGACAUCUACUCUACUGCUUUUCUGGAACUGCAUGUUAAAAAACUGGUUGUAUGUGUUCGAAUUGUUUUCUCGCGUGGGCCAUUCAGAACGGGUUAAAGGGCCUCUGAUUUGGCACUCAAGUAUGAAUUCAUGAGCCCGCUGAAGAUACUUGAUCCAUGGUUCUGGAAGAGUUGGUCAGUUCUAAAAAAGUAACCCACAGGAUGUCAUCAGCGGAAUAGUGGCUUUGUUUUUUGAAACACCUUUUUAGGGUUUGGUGUCUGAGUGGGGCUAGACUUGUCUGUGUAAGUCAAUUGACUUACACUUGAUUGUCGUUAUUGCUUAUAUUGACGUUUUUUUGCUCAAACCCCGGCAAUUAUUUUGGCCAAAAGCCUGAUGGCCUUACACUUGAGAAGAGAAAUAAGAAAUGCAAUAUUUGUAAAACAUGUAAUGUUACUUUAGGAAAGUUGUUACUGCACAUAACUGUACCUUAACUAUUCUUUACCUUAUUUCAUAUCUGUAAAUGUAGUUGUAUCUUCUUACACGUUUGUAUGAGACUGGAUGGAUGUUUUACUCUGCAGACAAUUAAAGAACAUUUUGUCUAAAAGGA